CUUUGUGCUUUUCGUGCAGCCAAUCGCUUAAGGAGGGCCCGCCCCCACUACCAUGCGAUAGGCCAGGAGUGUGCUGCAAGCCCCGCCCUUCCGACCUACUGGAGGGAGAUUUAAAUCCCGGGAAGGUUCCGCUCUGCACCUGACGGACACGCUGCUGUUCCAUCUGAGUCAUGUACCAUGGGAGUGCUGUGGGUGAUGGGUGGGCUCCCGUGAGCGACAGUUCUCUGUACUAUGGGUCAUUGGUUUUCAAUCAUGGGGCACUUGCUGCUGGGAUGUCGCCUGUUUUUCAAAGAAACAGGCCUUCAUCCCAGGUCUUUCCUGUUGGAAUGGUGAGUGUGGGUGUAGGCACAAGCCCAGAAAGGACAACAGAACCCAGACCAGAAUCCAGGUCUGGCAUGGAGACAGAUGUGGCUGUCUUGCAAAGGAGGCAGAAGCAGAUAGACUAUGGGAAAAACACCAUUGGUUACCAGUGCUUUAUCCAGCAGGUACCCAAGGCUGCUCGGCAGCCAGGUGUUCACCCAAGAACUCCAAAUAAAUAUAAGAAGUACAGUCGCCGCUCCUGGGAUAUGCAGAUCAAACUGUGGCGACGGGCACUUCAUGGCUGGGACCCACCUGGACUCGCAGGAACCGGACGGGGAAGUAUUUGCUAG
This is a messenger RNA of Lacerta agilis (Sand lizard), 650 nucleotides long. Its product is annotated as oocyte-specific histone RNA stem-loop-binding protein 2-like. Bases 171 to 650 code for a protein of 159 amino acids. Gene Ontology annotation, biological process: mRNA transport; mRNA 3'-end processing by stem-loop binding and cleavage. Gene Ontology annotation, cellular component: histone pre-mRNA 3'end processing complex; cytoplasm. The transcript has 5 exons. The record is from RefSeq and is a predicted model, not a curated record. Gene Ontology annotation, molecular function: histone pre-mRNA stem-loop binding; mRNA binding. NCBI's taxonomy places the organism in Eukaryota, Metazoa, Chordata, Lepidosauria, Squamata, Lacertidae.